AUAAAGUUUGUCGGUCCUCGGCUGAACCCAUAGAAGAGGGCAACUUUCUUCUGAGUUGGAGCGGUUAAAAAUCGUGACUGCUUCGUCAAUCCUUUGUAGUUUCUCUUUGGGUUAUUCCAGUCCAGUAAACCGUUUCGUCCAGCUUUGUCAUGAUGCAGCUCAGCAACGACACAUGCAACAAGCACUCGCUGCUGAAUGUCAUGAACCGGUUCAUCGCCGCUGCCAACAACAUGGACGAGACCAUCAUGGUGCCAAGCUUACUGCGGGAUGUGCCUCUGGAGGACCAGGACAGCCAAGCCUCUGUUAGUCACAAUAACAACGAGCCUUCUUUCCCCAGCAAACAGAGGGACAUGUAUGAGCACUACCUGCUGCUGAAGUCCCUCAAGAAUGACAUGGAGUGGGGCCUGCUGAAGAGGGAGAUGGGUGGCAGCUUUCUAGAGAUGGCGGUGAAGCACGAAGAGCCACCGGUGAACGGCGGAGCUGCGGAGGAAGGCACUGACCUGGAGGGCCAGUUCCACUAUCACCUCCAUGGACUGUUUGCUGUUCUGUCCAAGCUCACGGUCCAGGCUGACCACCUCACUAAUCGUUACAAGAGGGAAAUUGGUGGAAGUAGCCUGUUGCGAUAGGAUUGAUUGGUUUAGAACUUAAAAUGGACUAUUCUUGAACUGUUGGACUGGGUGGCAGUGGACCUAAAGGGCUUUUGAUUCCCCUCUGCCAUCAAAAAAGGACUUCUUGCCCAAAUCGGCUGUCUUGUGGCCUGAUGUGGUGCUUUCAGGAUGUUUCCUCUUCUAGAUAUUUAAAGGGCUGUGAGAAUGAGGUUUUUUUUUAAACUGACUAUUCAGCAGUGUGCAUCUAUUCCAGUUAGACUUUUGGGUUUUGUUUUAAAUCUCUAUACGCCAGGUCAGAAAGCCCUUGACAUUGUCAUUUAUAGCUGUAGAAGAAUGUGGAUGCUGGUAAUUCAGUUCUUUCUAUUAGCCAGCCAAUGCCUUUUAUUGAGGGGAUUUUUAUGUAUUAAUGCUGCUCUUGUGCACUUGUCCAUAUGAAAUGGCGUGCCUUCGGUUUUCAUUUCCCACUUGUGCUGUUCAAGUGUGUGUGCUUGUCAUGCAUUGUAUUCAGUUGAACAGGGCCCAUAUGAGUCUGUAAUGCCACUUGUUUUUUGGUUUGUCCUAAAAGAUUUCAAGUUUUAUAUUUUGCUGUAAUAUAGUGACUUAUUAAAUAAAGCAUUAACUUAAAUGGUC
Labeo rohita (rohu) is the source of this 1238-nucleotide messenger RNA. It is a transcript of the gene mid1ip1l, whose product is annotated as MID1 interacting protein 1, like. The transcript is spliced from 2 exons. Gene Ontology annotation, cellular component: cytosol. Lineage: Eukaryota; Metazoa; Chordata; Actinopteri; Cypriniformes; Cyprinidae. Bases 150 to 626 code for a protein of 158 amino acids. Gene Ontology annotation, biological process: regulation of lipid biosynthetic process. The record is from RefSeq and is a predicted model, not a curated record.